CCUCCGCCCUGGGUCCCCCACCGGGACAGCAGAGCCAAGUGCCCAGAGCGCGGCGGCGGCGGCGACGGCGGCAGCGGCUUCGUAACCGGCUGUGCCGCGGAGCGUGCGCAGCAAGGCCGACCGAGAGCCAGCACCCGUGUCUGAGGGGACGGGGAAGGAGCCCGGGCGGCCGAGCGUGCAGCCAUCCGCGGGCACCGCCGCCGGGACCUCCCGGAGGACAGCCCGGGCCUCGGCCGCCACCCGUCCCGCCCGCGUUCGGGGUCCAGGAGCCGUCGCCGCGCAAGAUGCCCAAGAAGAAGCCGACGCCCAUCCAGUUGAACCCGGCCCCCGACGGCUCGGCGGUGAACGGGACCAGCUCGGCCGAGACCAACCUAGAGGCCUUACAGAAGAAGCUGGAGGAGCUGGAGCUGGAUGAGCAGCAGCGGAAGCGCCUCGAGGCUUUCCUGACACAGAAACAGAAGGUGGGCGAGCUGAAAGAUGACGACUUUGAGAAGAUCAGCGAGCUGGGCGCCGGCAAUGGUGGCGUGGUGUUCAAGGUCUCCCACAAGCCGUCUGGCCUGGUCAUGGCCCGAAAGCUCAUCCACCUGGAGAUCAAGCCGGCCAUCCGGAACCAGAUCAUCCGUGAGCUGCAGGUGCUGCAUGAGUGUAACUCGCCCUACAUCGUGGGCUUCUACGGGGCUUUCUACAGUGAUGGGGAGAUCAGCAUCUGCAUGGAGCACAUGGAUGGGGGUUCCUUGGAUCAGGUCCUGAAGAAAGCUGGAAGAAUUCCUGAGCAAAUUUUAGGAAAAGUUAGCAUUGCUGUAAUCAAAGGCCUGACAUACCUGAGGGAGAAGCACAAGAUUAUGCACAGAGAUGUCAAGCCCUCCAACAUCCUGGUCAACUCCCGCGGGGAGAUCAAGCUCUGUGACUUCGGGGUCAGCGGGCAGCUCAUUGACUCCAUGGCCAAUUCCUUCGUGGGCACCAGGUCCUACAUGUCGCCAGAAAGACUGCAGGGCACCCACUACUCAGUGCAGUCGGACAUCUGGAGCAUGGGGCUUUCUCUGGUGGAGAUGGCAGUUGGGAGGUACCCCAUCCCCCCUCCAGACGCCAAGGAGUUGGAGCUGAUGUUCGGGUGCCAGGUGGAGGGAGAUGCGGCCGAGACACCACCUAGGCCCAGGACACCUGGGAGACCCCUCAGCUCAUACGGAAUGGACAGCCGGCCUCCCAUGGCGAUUUUCGAGUUGCUGGAUUACAUAGUCAACGAGCCACCUCCAAAACUGCCCAAUGGAGUCUUCAGUCUGGAAUUUCAGGAUUUUGUAAAUAAAUGCUUAAUAAAAAACCCAGCGGAGAGAGCAGACUUGAAGCAACUCAUGGUUCAUGCUUUCAUCAAACGCUCUGAUGCCGAGGAGGUGGACUUCGCAGGUUGGCUGUGCUCCACCAUUGGCCUUAACCAGCCCAGCACCCCGACCCACGCGGCUGGCAUCUGAGCUGUGGCCCAGGCAUCCUCAGCCACUGGUGGCUCUCUGGCCUCUCCCUCGCUUCUCCUCAGAUGUGCAUUUCACCUGUGACCCAGGAGGCAGAUGCAGCAUGUGCCAAGCUGUACUCAUGUUCCUUUUAAUAGUCUUUGUGGUCACCAUUGUCACCAGAAGUGGGUUGGCUUUGUGUUUGGGGCUGUUUGUGGGUGAUCAAACACAUGCCAAGCCAAACAGUGACAAUUGGUGACUGUGGCUGUUCUUGCUCCAUGUCGCUGGCUCCUUGCCACUGGUGUCUCCAGCUUUGGGGAUACCAGGCGGCUCUGCCCCCUGCCAGGCACCUCCUCUCAGCAGACAGGAAGGGCCUCAGAGUCCGUCCUCGGCAGCGCAUGGGACGCAUGCUGUGUUGUGACUCAAGCAUCAUGGGAAAGUGGACAUCACUUUAUUUUUUGUUUUUGAUGUAGAAUUCAGGAAUUUCCAUCAAAAUCUAGCCAGAGCCCCUCACUGCCAUGAAAGCCGGGGCUUCACCAGUGUUUGUCUACCUGGUGAUCUGGAGAAUUCUGGUUGUGUCUCUGUAUUUAUUUUUAAAUAUGCCGUGUGGGUACUUAGUGGUCUAUGGCUUUAGGUUUCAAUUAGUGUUUCUAAAAUAGUGGGUUUAUUUUGAAUGUCAAAAAGGAUCAAGGCAUUAAACAUGUCAGACUUCUACCUUCUCCCCAAUCCAGAUACCAAUGCUAUUGUAAAACAAGUGUGUAUAGUGCCUAAAAACUAUGAAAAUCCUUUUAAUCACUUUAAUCCAGAUGUUUAACAAAUCUAAUCUCUUAUUCUAAUAAAUAUACUGUCAAAUUUUAAAACGGAUAAAAGCU
Messenger RNA from Octodon degus (degu), 2314 nucleotides. RefSeq names its product mitogen-activated protein kinase kinase 1 (gene Map2k1). The transcript has 11 exons. Bases 285 to 1466 code for a protein of 393 amino acids. Gene Ontology annotation, biological process: protein phosphorylation. Gene Ontology annotation, molecular function: protein kinase activity; ATP binding. NCBI's taxonomy places the organism in Eukaryota, Metazoa, Chordata, Mammalia, Rodentia, Octodontidae. The record is from RefSeq and is a predicted model, not a curated record.